AUGGUGUCCAAAUAUGGAAAUACUGCAACUAAACUAUUUCACACGUACACGCCUUCUAUUUUAUUUGUAAGACCCACUAUGGUUUUACAGAAUGAACGCACACCUCUUUUACAGAAUGAUGCCAUCAUUACUAUGGAUCAACAACAACAACGACAACAAUUGAUAAGAAAAAAGGAAUCAAGAAUAGUAUCAGGAAUAUCUUGGAUGUUAUGUAUCAUUCUUUGGACUAUUGCUAUUACGGUCAAUAUCAUUGGAGGUUUUUUUGUGGAAAAAAUCUACUACUAAUUAUUCUUUAUAUACAUAUACCAAAAUAAAAUAAAUAAACGAUACUAU
This is a messenger RNA of Halteromyces radiatus, 333 nucleotides long. RefSeq lists its product as uncharacterized. The record is from RefSeq and is a predicted model, not a curated record. NCBI's taxonomy places the organism in Eukaryota, Fungi, Mucoromycota, Mucoromycetes, Mucorales, Cunninghamellaceae. The transcript is spliced from 3 exons. The coding region runs from base 1 to 285 and encodes 94 amino acids.